GAGCAAAAGCAGGCGAAGGGAGGUUGGAGUUGUAUACCCUUUACAGUCCUGUUGACUGUGAAGGAGGUGCUGGAAAGGGAAGACGAUGCUCAUCCUGUCACACUCAAGUCUGCUCGGUUGGUCAACAAACUUUGGGAGCGUUGGGUGUCUGCGUCAGUAACCACACUCAAUGUUGUUGAGAAUAUACCAUUUGCAUUGGUGGCCGACAGCAUUGCACAUAGAUUUACAAGGGUGAGGAAAUUGGAUCUCAGCAAAUACAAAGAGCCUGUAGAGAAGGACUUUGCAACAUUGGGAUUGUUAAACGGCUUAACGCAGUUAGAACUGGGCAGUGGCCAGCUCACCAAUGUCACAUUUGAGCACUUAGGCAAGUGGAAGACCCUGAGGCAUCUGGGUGUCUCUGGUCACGGAGCUUUUCUGGCUCAGGCUUCAAAGGUCACAGACAAGGGCUUGGCACACUUGAGGGAUCUGGCAAACCUAGUGCACCUCGAUCUGUCUAACUGCUUCUCCAUAUCAGAUGAAGGGUUGGAGGUCAUUGGGACUUUGGUGUCUCUCACACACUUGGGGCUGCGCAGUUGUCCUCUCAUCACGGAUGUCGGCUUGGGGCACCUGGUGACUUUGACGGAACUCACCUGCCUCGAGUUCGCCAUCAGUCCAUUAAUAACAGGCGACGGUGUGUCCCAUUUGCAGAUGCUGACAAUGCUUCAGCACUUGGAUUUGGAGGGCUGCAAUGGCAUCGGAGACGAUGGCAUGGAAUAUGUGGGGACGAUGACCACCCUUACACAUCUUGGCAUGGCUGGCCUGGAAAAGGUGACGAAUGGAGGCCUGCUUCAUCUGCAAGAGUUGUGCAGCCUUCGAUGCCUGAAUGUGGGCAGCAUCACAACCAUCACAGAUUUGGGGGUGGCGCACUUGACAACCCUGGGCUGCCUUAUGCAUUUGGGCAUCCAGUGCUGCCGGAAUCUAGGAACUGAAGCGCUGGCAAAUGUGGGGAUGCUCAGCACCCUCACAUACUUGGACCUCACCGAGAUAACUGGCUUUGCAGAUGGUGCCUUAGUCCUUCUGUCGGGACUAACAGCCCUGGAGCACUUGAGUUUGGAGCGCUGUGAGCAAGUCUCAGAUGUGGGACUACAACAAGUGGGACGGCUGUCGACCCUUACCCAUCUCAAUGCGGCUGGUCUUCUUCUGGUCACAGAUGAUGGCUUGGCACACAUCCAAAGUUUGGUCAAACUUACGUACUUGAGCCUGCGGUAUUGUCCUCUCAUCACUGACUUGGGCUUGGGACGUGUGGCGAAGUUAACUGCACUCAUGUAUCUUGCUUUGGAUUACAAUCAAAACAUCACACACGAUGGCCUGGCGCAUAUCAGGGUGCUGACAUUUCUGGAGCACUUGAGCUUGAGGCACUGUCAGAAUAUCAUGCAUGAGGGGCUGGAAGGUGCUGGAACUUUUGCUGGCACUGCCGACUAG
Molecule: messenger RNA, 1461 nt
Organism: Ostreobium quekettii
Lineage: Eukaryota; Viridiplantae; Chlorophyta; Ulvophyceae; Bryopsidales; Ostreobiaceae
Source: the annotation of a GenBank genome assembly